Molecule: messenger RNA, 2049 nt
Organism: Medioppia subpectinata
Lineage: Eukaryota; Metazoa; Arthropoda; Arachnida; Sarcoptiformes; Oppiidae
Source: the annotation of a GenBank genome assembly
AUGUCUGAGAAUAACAUAAUAAGUUUGGAUAAACCGUUUGAUGAGAUUCCCAACAUAUCGAUGGGUGAACUCAUUUCAAAAGCUUUGAACAAAUUGGACGAGGAGUUUGUGUGUGCGUUUGACGCAAACACUGGCAAAACACUGACAGCGAAAGAGUUGAUAGAGAAAAGCACAGCAAUUGCUAUGGCGUUGAUUGAGAGGGGAAUUAAUAAAACAGAUUUGAUUUUAACGUUUGCCGAAAACUCGAUUGAAUUGACUGUUGUUUUGUUUGCGUCCGUAUUAUUAGGAGUAACCAUAUAUCCCAUCACUUCUAUAGCAAAAGCAUACGAAUUGGAGAAAUUGUUUGAAACAUUGGAUUCAAUAGUUGUGUUCACAUCGGAAUCAAAGUCAAACAUUAUAAGCAAAAUACUCACAAAUACCGCAUUGAAAGCAAACGUAAAGUCUAUUUUUGUGGUGAACGGAGUCUUUGACAAUAAUAUAACAUUCAAUGAAUUACUCAAAGAAGGAUUUAAUAAAAGUUUGCCUCAAAUCCCGUACUUUGCGGUCGAAGACCCCAAGAAUACUAUAUUCGCUAUCCUUCAGAGUUCGGGCACCACUGGUGUCCCCAAAUCCACACUCAUCUCUCACUAUGCAUUUGUGGCACAAUUGUAUUCAAUGAUUAACUCUGGCAUGAAUUUUGAUGAGUUUGAUGAGAGGCUUAAGUUUGGACACAUCACUCCUAUCGGUUGUAUUACUGGCUUAACAUUUCUUUACGGAUACAUCUGUUGCGGGAUCGACGCAAACAGUGACACAAAACUUACGUUUAAAGAGUUGAUUACGAAAUCAAACGCAUUGGCGAUGGCUUUAAUUGAGAGGGAAAUCAGUAAAUCAGACAUUAUUCUGACAUUUGCUGAAAACUCGAUUGAAUUGGCAAUUGUUAUAAUGGCUUCUGUAUUGUUGGGCACAACUCUAUACCCAAUUAGUCCCAUCGCUAACGUCUAUGAAUUGGAGAAGUUAUUUGAAACACUGGACUCAUUGGUUGUUUUCACCUCACAAUCCAAGUCUAAUGCAAUGAAAACCAUUUUAAAUAAUCACAAAUCAAAAGCGGCUGUAAAAUCGGUAUUUAUGGUGAACGGAGUGUUUGAUAAUUAUAUCACUUUCGAUGAACUGCUCAAAGAGGGUCACAACAAAUGUUUACCACAAAUACCAUACUUUGCUGUCAAAGACCCUCGAAAUGAGACAUUUGUUAUCCUUCAGAGUUCGGGAACUACUGGUGUCCCGAAAUCACAGCUAAUAUCCAACUAUUCAGUUGUUGCAUAUUUACACGCUAUGAAGAGCGACAUUGAAUCCGAUUUUCACAAAAACAAUAUCGACGGACAGCCUGUGUUCGGUCACAUCACACCAUUUGGUUGCGUAUCCGGCAUCUCAUCCCUAUUGGGAUACAUAUUCUGUGGAUUCUCUGUCGUUAUAUUCAGAGAGUAUAGCGAAGAGUUAAUCUUAAAGUCUAUUGAGAAAUAUCACGUUCACAUCCUAUUCAUUACACCAGCUUUUGGAUCGGCACUAAUAUUAGGACCGUUUGCCGGUAAAUAUGAUUUGUCGAGUCUGAAAGUCAUAAUUAGCUCAGGCGCUGCUUUUACCGAGAGUGUUGGCAAAGCUAUUGUCAAUAAAUAUGAUGUAUUACUUCAAGAAAUUUACGGAAUGACAGAAGGUGGAAUCAUAACUCAAAUGCCAUAUUUUAAUAAUGGUGAUGAGUAUAUGGCCGGCAAUUUGGGUCAACCCAAUAAUAAUGUGGAGAUUAAAAUUAGAGACACCGACAGCGGCGAGAGUCUCGGCCCCGGUUUGGGCGGCGAAAUCUGCGUUCGUGGGCCGAUGCUCUUCAAGGGGUAUCUCAAUAAUCCUUUGGCCACAAGUGAGGCCAUAGAUAGCGAGGGAUGGCUUCGGACGGGAGAUAUCGGUCAUUAUGACCAACAAAAACGCUUAUUCAUAACCGAUAGACUCAAAGAACUCAUUAAAUACGAAACGAUUGCCGUCUCUCCCACAGAGAUUGAGCUCUUUUUAUUGACCCACAAA